This is a messenger RNA of Trypanosoma brucei brucei TREU927, 1227 nucleotides long. RefSeq lists its product as hypothetical. Bases 1 to 1227 code for a protein of 408 amino acids. Gene Ontology annotation, cellular component: nuclear pore outer ring; Seh1-associated complex. Gene Ontology annotation, molecular function: protein binding; structural molecule activity. The record is from RefSeq and is a predicted model, not a curated record. Gene Ontology annotation, biological process: positive regulation of TORC1 signaling; cellular response to amino acid starvation. NCBI's taxonomy places the organism in Eukaryota, Euglenozoa, Kinetoplastea, Trypanosomatida, Trypanosomatidae. The transcript has a single exon.
AUGGAAUCACCAACGUGCGGCGACGCAGUGGGGAGUGUGGAUGCUGGUCGUGAAACGUCGUGCCCAGGUUCAUCUUCCGGGGUGCCGUAUCCUCUUUUUCAUUUGAUAGCGGGUGACACUGUUAUCCUUGCCAUGGAGCACAACAAUCACAGCAAGUUGCUCGCUUUAUCGACAUCAAGAAAUGAAAUUUUUGUAACAAAUACGCAGAGCCUGCCGAUGGAGGCGGUGCAGAUGUCGGAUGGGGAGAAAGAGAGGUGGGACCCCGCCGCUGCAACCACGUUAGUUGACCGGCUGCGCCACGCGUGUACGCAGCUUGUUUGGGCGCCUUGGCAAUACGGCAACCGCCUUGCGUGUAUAUCCCGCGGGAAGCACAUACGGAUAUACCGUUUAUCACACAACCGCUGGGCGUUAGAUGAGGCGGUACCCGUACAAGAUUGCAACGCAGCCGCCUUUUCCCCCUACCUCACCAUGGCGUGCGCCUGUGCAAAAGGGAAAGUACUGAUAUUCGCCCAGUCGAAUUCCGAUGGAAACAGUGCGUGGUCUUGCUGCAGCACAUACUCCUUGGAAUCCGAAAGUAGCAGCUCAUUUAACCAGCCUAUUGGUAGGAACCGUACCACCAAGGGCUGUACAUGUGUAAGCUGGGACGAAAGUGGUAGUUUGCUGGCUGUGGGAGACGGUGCAGGGAGCUUUCGUGUCAUGUACGUCACCGGUGAGAGUCGACGCGUUGUCGGCACUGCGUAUGGCCCCAGGGUAACCACCGACCGCGCGGCUGUACGCCAUCUGUCAUGGGCUCCAGGUGCAGGCCGUAGCUUUCUUAUACUCGCUGUCGUCACUUUGGAGAGCGUGACGCUUUUGUUUUUUAAGCGGCCUUCCGGGGGUGCUGUAGCUACAGGCGGAGCACACGCCCUCGUUCCUGAUCGGCUACAAUUGAUGACUGAGACAAGUAUGGAAAAGCAAGAUGUAGUGGGACUUAUUUGGAAUUCGAAUGGGACACGUUUUGUGACUAAUCACACCGCCGGUACUUUGGGCGUGUGGACGAUUGUGGUUUCGUUUGUGCGGCCAGUGCGACGAGCUGUGAGCGAUAUGGGAGAUAGGGGAAUGGGCUUGCCUCAUGCCGGUGAGCCGUGUGAAGACCAGUCUCCCGUUCUGGUGGCGCAAAUGAGACAGAUAUCAGUGGUACAUCUAUUUCAGAAUGGAGGAUAUUGGUGGCGGGGAGGGGGUUCGUAG